GGGGUUUACCUGGGCAACCAGCGCUACAUGGCCGCCAUCAUCCUGAGCGAGGAGCAGUGUCAGGAGCAGCUCAAGAACAACAACAAGACAUGUGACGCCUCCCUGCAGGUGCUGGUGCAGAAGGGCCGCGCCCUGGAGGCGCAGCUGGCGCAGGAGAAGGAGGCGUGCGGGCGGGACAAGGCGGCGGGCGCGCAGGGGCAGCGCACGGCCGAGGCGCAGGUGCUGGAGUGCGUGCGGGUGCGGGAGCAGCUGCGGGCGGAGCAGCAGCGGGCGCGGGAGCAGCUGGCGCAGGUGCAGGCGCUGUGCGCGCCGCUGGAGCGGGAGCCGCUGGCCGGGCAGCUGCGGACCCUGUGGGCGGACGCGCUGCGGCCCCGCGCGCUCGACUCGCUGGUGCUGGGCGGCUUCCACCCGCUGGCCGGGGACGCGGGCGCGCUGCGGCGCCUGUGCGAGCAGGUGCCCGACACGCUGCUGGCCAAGGCGGACGAGCUGGCGCGGGGGCUGCGCGGUGGCAUCGAGCGCGUGGCGCGGGAGAACGCGGAGCUGCGGCGGCUGCGGGCCGAGGCGGAGGCGGCGCUGGCGGCGGCGCGGGAGGCGGCCGAGCGGGCGGCGCGGGAGGCGCGGGAGCGGGAGGCGCAGGUCCGCGGGGAGUGCGCGCAGCAGACGCGCCUGGCGCUGGAGGAGAAGGCGGCGCUGCGGCGGGAGCGGGACGCGCUGGAGCGGGAGCUGGGCGAGCGGCGGCGGGAGCUGGAGCAGGCGCGGGUGCAGGUGGCGGUCAGCGGCUCGGCGCUGGACACCUGCAUCAAGACCAAGACGCAGAUGAUACCGGGGCUGCCCAUGAGACCCAUGAGUCCCGUCGCCAACCCCCCGCCCAUCGACCAAGCCAGCCUGGAGGAAUUCAAGCGCAGGGUCCUGGAGUCCCAGAAGCCCCCCGGCAGCAAUGGCCUAGCCCCCGCCAGUGGCUGAAGAAGCAGCUGCCCCCCGAGACGCAGGGGUCCCCCAGACGGGCUGGUGGUCGGACGCAGAGCUGGAACCUCCUCGGCACGGGCCCCCCACGUCAUUCUCACGGAGCCUUCACACCCCCGCCACAGCCCCACACCGGCGCCAUCGGAGUCACCCUGCCACCGUGGGCCGAUGGUCCCCGAGUCGGGGGCUGUCUCCCCGCAGGCACACACCCCCACACCCAACACCCCUCACCUCCUGCUCCUUGUCCCCCCACCCCCUUCUACGUCACCCAGACCUUCUGGCCUGUCCCCGCAGGCCCCCCACAUACAGCUGACACCCCAGAAAUAUUAACAACACUGAAUAAAUUUCAGCAUGUUCCUGCAAA
Erinaceus europaeus (western European hedgehog) is the source of this 1327-nucleotide messenger RNA. RefSeq names its product plasmalemma vesicle associated protein (gene PLVAP). Lineage: Eukaryota; Metazoa; Chordata; Mammalia; Eulipotyphla; Erinaceidae. Bases 28 to 963 code for a protein of 311 amino acids. The record is from RefSeq and is a predicted model, not a curated record. Gene Ontology annotation, biological process: positive regulation of cellular extravasation; regulation of vascular permeability. Gene Ontology annotation, cellular component: caveola. The transcript has 5 exons.